UUUUCAGCUCCAGUAAUGCCUCUCACUUACCUAAAGACGUAUCUUCAGCUGAAAAUAGAGUGGCGAUUGGGGCGAUGAAAGAAUCACAAAGAGAAAUGAAAACUUUAUUUAAGAAUAAGGAGAAGUGCAAGAAUAGUUCUUACGAAGUUUUUGUGAAAUGCCAAAGUGUUGAAUGUGGUCGAACUGUGCCGUUGUUACCAUCGUCUGCUUCUUGGAGGAUAGUCGGUGGGUACGAGAGUAUUCCGGGAACUUCACCGUGGCUGGUGGCGCUCUAUGGAGGUCCGGAUGAGGUGUUUUUUUGCGGUGGGACUCUAAUUACUUCUCGAUGGAUUCUAACUGCUGGCCACUGUGUCGGCAAUCAGACUGAUCUGUCUAGUCGGACUACAAACAUAGGCAUAUUCCAAUGUUCUAGUGAAAAACUGAAACUAGGAAUGCCUCGUAGAACAUCCUACUCUUUUACCGAACGUCGUGGUCUGCAAGGGAUUUUCAAACACCCAAACUCCAACCCUGAGAAUCUUUACAACAAUGAUAUUGCCCUUCUGCUCUUGGAUAACCCUGUUAAGUUCGGAGACUUCUUGCGUCCGGUGUGCCUUCCUUCUCCUAGUCUCCUGCUAACUCCUGGAACCUCUUGUUAUGUGGUAGGAUGGGGAAAAUCUCGACAUGAAGAAA
Limulus polyphemus (Atlantic horseshoe crab) is the source of this 669-nucleotide messenger RNA. Its product is annotated as transmembrane protease serine 2-like. Gene Ontology annotation, molecular function: serine-type endopeptidase activity. The transcript is spliced from 5 exons. The record is from RefSeq and is a predicted model, not a curated record. Gene Ontology annotation, biological process: proteolysis; acrosome reaction. NCBI's taxonomy places the organism in Eukaryota, Metazoa, Arthropoda, Merostomata, Xiphosura, Limulidae. The annotation marks the transcript as partial.